AUGAAAGCCCACUCACCGCAGGAAGAGGAGCAGAAGGGCUCGGGCUACCUGGUGAUUGUUAGCUUUCGCUUUUGCUCAGUUCAAUACGACAUCAUGGCUUCGACGGCCACCCUCGCGAGCGCAGCGAUGGCCGCUAGAGCUGGAAGCGAAUCAGGGCCAGGCGCGGCAAAGCCGGAGAAUGGGUCCAAGCCAACAACCCCUGGUGGAUAUGGCUUCGGGUAG
This is a messenger RNA of Colletotrichum truncatum, 222 nucleotides long. The record is from RefSeq and is a predicted model, not a curated record. Lineage: Eukaryota; Fungi; Ascomycota; Sordariomycetes; Glomerellales; Glomerellaceae.